This is a messenger RNA of Selaginella moellendorffii, 855 nucleotides long. Its product is annotated as pentatricopeptide repeat-containing protein At5g66520. The transcript has a single exon. Gene Ontology annotation, molecular function: RNA binding; protein binding. NCBI's taxonomy places the organism in Eukaryota, Viridiplantae, Streptophyta, Lycopodiopsida, Selaginellales, Selaginellaceae. Gene Ontology annotation, biological process: RNA modification. The coding region runs from base 1 to 855 and encodes 284 amino acids. The record is from RefSeq and is a predicted model, not a curated record.
AUGGUAUGGGCUUAUGCCGAUCCCGAAGAAGCUCUGUUCGUGCUGAAAAUGAUGGAUCUGGAAGGUGAUAAGGAUGAUACGUUCACGUUCGCGACUGUUUUAACUGCGUGUGCUACCAGUUGCGAGCAUGCAUUGCUACAAACGAACUUUCUUCACGAUCGAGCGACCAGUUUGGGGCUUGGAUCCGAUCCAGUUGUGGUAGCAGCAGUUAUCAACUCGUACUCCAAGUCCCAGAGGCUCGGGCUUGCAAGGAGCACUUUCGAAGGACUUGCGACGGACAAACGAGAUGCAGUGGUACGCACGAUCAGGUCACAUCCAAGGCGCUCUGGAGAUCUUCUCCAAGAUGGAUCAUCCGGACAAGAUCACAAUCGCGCAGGUGCUGGAUGCCUACACGGAUCUGGCAUGCCUCAGCCAGUGCAAGGCCGCUCAUCGCGAUUUCAUGUCGCCAAACCAAGAGCUCGAGUCGGAGAAAAUGGUGGCCAACGCUCUUGUAAACAUGUACGCGAAGUGUGGAAGCCUGGAAGAGGCCAGGAGAGUUUUCGACAGGAUGAGCUUGCAGUUCAGGAACAUCGUCUCGUCAUGAUCUCGGCUUACGCCCAGCACGCCCGGAGCUCCGAGUCGAUGGAGCUGUUCCAGAGGAUGCAGCAGCAAGGAGUGGAGCCGAAUCAAGUGACUUUCAUCAGUAUCUUGAGCUCUUGCAGCCACUCGGGCUUGAUCGAUCAAGCAGCGUACUGUUUCUACAGCAUGGAGCAAGAUCAGAGCUUGCUGGCGUCCCAGAGUCAUCUGGUUCAUAUGGUUGAUCUUCUCGGACGAGCUGGGAUGCUCAUGUUGAGGUAUACGCUCUCUAUGACAUGA